AUGAAUGAGAUUGGAAACACCAGAGACGCUCUUAACAUCGAAUUUCUCAUUCAAAAACACAAGGUUCCUCAGAAUUUCAGAAGGGCAUUGAGCACCAGGUUGAGGAGGCUUGUUAGUCAAGGGAAACUUGAAAAGGUACAAAACUGUUACAAGAUUAAAAAGGACUAUUCACCUGUGCCAAAAUCACCAGUUGCUGUGAAAAAGAAUGUGUGGCCACAACGGCAACAACCACCACCACCCCCCGAGUUUGUGGCAUCUAAUGAGACAAUAAAGGAAGCUGCUGAAACUGCAGCCUACAGAAUUGCCGAGGCCGAAAGCAAGUCAUAUUUAGCCGCUGAAGCAGUCAAGGAGGCAGAACGAAUUGCACGCUUAGCUGAAGAUGCUGAGGCGAUGUUACAGCUAGUACAACAGAUUUAUGAUGCUUGUACUUCAACUCAACUAUCCUACCUACUAAAUAGUGAAUUCUCUAAGUUGAUUUACUUAUCACUGCUUUUGGGUUCAUAA
Molecule: messenger RNA, 504 nt
Organism: Arachis stenosperma
Lineage: Eukaryota; Viridiplantae; Streptophyta; Magnoliopsida; Fabales; Fabaceae
Product: telomere repeat-binding factor 4-like
Exons: 3
Coding region: 1-504 (167 amino acids)
Biological process (GO): nucleosome assembly
Cellular component (GO): nucleosome
Molecular function (GO): double-stranded telomeric DNA binding
Source: RefSeq, a predicted model, not a curated record